AUGGUGGCGGCUCUGUUCCUUACGUCGCUGCGCGACAACGGCCGCCUCGCCGCCCGCUUCUGCUCGGCGCCGGUGCUUCGGCUGCCCGUGCUCCUGCUAUGGGUUGCCGUCUUCGGAGGCUCACUUCACGCGCCGUGCACGACCUUCUUUUACCUCUCAGUCGGCGCGAGCCAGGAGCAGGUGGGUAACAUAAGCGCAAUCAUCAGCGUGGUGAGCAUGUUGACGGUGCCGCUGUAUGGUCACUUUAUCGAUGCCACUGCCGGCGCGCUCGAGGCAGUCGCGGCCGCCGGGUUCUGCUGUGCGCUGGGCUGCGCCGUGCGGGCCGCCGCGCUGAGCGUGGCGUGGCUCUACGCGGGAUCGCUCGUGCUCGGCUUCGGAGCCGCCUCGUUGCUGCCCUCGGUGCUGUCCCACCUCUCCUCGCACUGCGCGCCCGACGAGAAACGCAAAGUCGUGGCCGCUGUCGCAUUCCAGACGUCGCUGCUCCGGCUGGACGGCCAGUCUAGACGCUGCAAGAUGCUGAAUCAGUACUUUGACCGCUGUAGUCUCUCCCGUCUCUGCCACGAUCCCGAAUGCACGCGAGGGACUGUUGGCAAGAGCCUCUACCCGCCCACCGUCGCGGUCCUCGCCGCCGCCGGUGCCUCUCUCGAGUUGCAGUACCGGGUGAUGAUGGGCGUCUGCCCUUUCUUUUGCGUCGCCGGCUGGGUCGCUCUCUCGCUCCGACGCAAGAGGAGCGCGCUGGCGCCGGUGCCGCCACCGCCGACGCCGACGUCGCUCGCGCCCGCGCCCGAGCUGGCUCCGCCGCUCAAGCAGGAGGUGGGGGCGGCCAAGGGCGGCCAGAGCGGCGGCGCCUCCUGGCCUCCCGUCUUUGUCGCCACCGCCGCCGCCAUCGCCGCCACUGCCGCGGCGAGGCAGAGUGGCGCUGUGCUGUGGCCGCUGUACCUCCGCGAUGGGUUCGAGUGGGGCGCCGCGCAGUUUGCGGGAGCCCUGCUCGCCGAGAACCUCGCCUCGAUUGGCGCCCUCUUCUUCCUGCCGCGUGUCGCGCAGCACUACGGUGCCGCUGCCGUCGCCGUCGGUCGCGCCUUUGCCUACCUCGGCGUGCUCUCCUCCCUCGGCACCGCAGUCGGCUCGCUCGCAACCCACCUCUAUGCCGCGCACGCGACCGCUGCGCUCCUCCCAGCCGCGGUCGCGCUAGCCUCCAGCGCGCUUUUGCUGCUGCCCUUUCAGGGCGCGCUAGCGCCCGCCCCCGGUGUCGCCGCCGACGGGAAGGAGCGUUGCGAGGCCGAGUGGCCGGAGGAGGGCGGCGGCGUGGACGAGAGGGCGGCACUGCUGCGCACAAAGGCCACGGUCAGAGUUUUCACAGAGUAAGUGGGCGUGCCGGUGUAGAGCCGUGCCAGUCAUCACUCCUCACGAUCUAACCCGGUCUAACCGAGAGGGCAGAUUGGAGAGAUCUCGAGGAGUACACACAGAGAUAGACCCUCCAUCCAUAAGAAAACUCUAACCUGA
Messenger RNA from Emiliania huxleyi CCMP1516, 1503 nucleotides. RefSeq lists its product as hypothetical. Lineage: Eukaryota; Haptophyta; Isochrysidales; Noelaerhabdaceae. The transcript is spliced from 3 exons. Bases 1 to 1365 code for a protein of 454 amino acids. The record is from RefSeq and is a predicted model, not a curated record.